AUGGUGUAUGUAUUCUCUGACGCACAGUGGGAGGCAGAACUUAAAGAGUCACUAACAAAAACAAGUGGUUUAGACAAUGUAGACAUUAAAGAACAGAAUGGGCUACACCUGGACCCAGGACCUAGUAGAAAGGAAGAUGAGGAUGUAGACACAUUUAUUGGUGAAUGGAAUGAAAAACUAUCAAACUGUACUUUGGAUUUGAUGGGGAUGCUAAUUAAAAUAAAUUAUACAAGGCUAGAGAAACUUAAGGAAGAUAUAGACAAAACAGUUCUGGAUGUUAAUACAUUUGAAAAUGACCCCAAUUUUAGUAAACUAAAUGAUGAAACAAAAACUAUUAUUUCAAAAUUGCAGGCUGAGAAAAAAACAAGAAAAGUUUGGGAAGGAGGAUAUAGAGGGGAAGGAGGAUAUAGAGGGGAGGAGGAUAUAGAGGGGAAGGAGGAUAUAGAGGGGAAGGAGGAUAUAGAGAGGUUGGAGGAUAUAGAGGGGAAGGAGGAUAUAGAGGGGAAGGAGGAUAUAGAGGGGAAAGAGGAUAUAGAGGGGAAGGAGGAUAUAGAGGGGAAGGAGGAUAUAGAGAGAGGGGAAGGAGGAUAUAGAGGGGAAGGAGGAUAUAGAGGGGAGGAGGAUAUAGAGGGGAAAGAGGAUAUAGAGGGGAAGGAGGAUAUAGAGGGGAAAGAGGAUAUAGAGGGGAAGGAGGAUAUAGAGGGGAAGGAGGAUAUAGAGAGGUUGGAGGAUAUAGAGGGGAAGGAGGAUAUAGAGGGGAAGGAGGAUAUAGAGGGGAAAGAGGAUAUAGAGGGGAAGGAGGAUAUAGAGGGGAAGGAGGAUAUAGAGAGGUUGGAGGAUAUAGAGGGGAAGAAGGAUAUAGAGGGGAAGGAGGAUAUAGAGGGGAAGGAGGAUAUAGAGGGGAAGGAGGAUAUCGAGGGGAAAGAGGAUAUAGAGGGGAAGGAGGAUAUAGAGGGGAAGGAGGAUAUAGAGGGGAAAGAGGAUAUAGAGGGGAGGAUGAUAUAG
This is a messenger RNA of Bombina bombina (fire-bellied toad), 1005 nucleotides long. RefSeq names its product high mobility group nucleosome-binding domain-containing protein 5-like. The record is from RefSeq and is a predicted model, not a curated record. Bases 1 to 1005 code for a protein of 334 amino acids. Lineage: Eukaryota; Metazoa; Chordata; Amphibia; Anura; Bombinatoridae. The transcript has 4 exons.